Messenger RNA from Crotalus tigris (Tiger rattlesnake), 16715 nucleotides. RefSeq names its product mucin-17-like. The transcript is spliced from 48 exons. Bases 179 to 16048 code for a protein of 5289 amino acids. NCBI's taxonomy places the organism in Eukaryota, Metazoa, Chordata, Lepidosauria, Squamata, Viperidae. The record is from RefSeq and is a predicted model, not a curated record.
UCCCACAACCAGUUCCGGAUUUCUUUCUACCCCGGAGCAAACAUCCACCUCUCCUCUGGAGAGAACAGAACAUACAACAAUUUCAGAAAAGAGCAGCACAAUUACUUCUGCUAGUACUGAAAGUACAAGUUCCACUUCGGAGAGGCCAGCAUAUUCCACACCUUUGCUAGAGACCACAAUGUCUGAAUCCAUCACAACAGAAACAGCUACCUCUCCUCCAGAAAGCAUGACAACUGCUGGAAAGAGUAGGAUGACAACUGCUCCCAGUACAGAAACCACAAGUUCUAUUCCAGAGAGCACAGCAGUCUCCACAGCAUUACCAGCAACCACAUUGAAUGAAUCCAGCACAUCACAAACUGCCACAUCUGCCCCAGAGAGCACACAGCCCCCCAGCUCCUUCCCUGAAAGCUCUACAAUUAGUACUAGUAAAACAAAAACCACUACUCAACGUCCAAUGACCACGGAAUACUUAACUACUUCUCCACAAACCACCACAUUGGAAACCACCACAACAGUGACAGCCACUACUCCCCCACAGAGCACAAUGACCUCCAGCUCUAUAAAGACUACUAGGUCUUCAAAAACCAUUGCUCAACAUUCAACCACCACAGCUACUCUUCCAGAGGCCAUCACCACACCUGCAUCCAUCACAUCAGAAGCAGCCAGCUCUCCAAUGAGUACAGUGCCUUCUACGGCAUCAGGAAAGAGCAGAAUAACAUCUUCUAUUUCCAAAACCACAACGCCAGCUCUAAAAAGCACAGUAUCCUCUACACCUUUUUCAGAGAGUAGCUUGACACCAUCCAGUUUGCAAAGGACCACCGCUUCUGCUUUAUCAAGUAGUGUGCCAUCUACCACUGCUUUAUCAAGUAGUAUGCCAUCUACCACUCCCACAACCAGUUCCGGAUUUCUUUCUACCCUGGAGCAAACAUCCACCUCUCCUCUGGAGAGAACAGAACAUACAACAAUUUCAGAAAAGAGCAGCACAAUUACUUCUGCUAGUACUGAAAGUACAAGUUCCACUUCGGAGAGGCCAGCAUAUUCCACACCUUUGCUAGAGACCACAAUGUCUGAAUCCAUCACAUCAGAAACAGCUACCUCUCCUCCAGAAAGCAUGACAACUGCUGGAAAGAGUAGGAUGACAACUGCUCCCAGUACAGAAACCACAAGUUCUAUUCCAGAGAGCACAGCAGUCUCCACAGCAUUACCAGCAACCACAUUGAAUGAAUCCAGCACAUCACAAACUGCCACAUCUGCCCCAGAGAGCACACAGCCCCCCAGCUCCUUCCCUGAAAGCUCUACAAUUAGUACUAGUAAAACAAAAACCACUACUCAACUUCCAAUGACCACGGAAUACUUAACUACUUCUCCACAAACCACCACAUUGGAAACCACCACAACAGUGACAGCCACUACUCCCCCACAGAGCACAAUGACCUCCAGCUCUAUAAAGACUACUAGGUCUUCAAAAACCAUUGCUCAACAUUCAACCACCACAGCUACUCUUCCAGAGGCCACCACCACACCUGCAUCCAUCACAUCAGAAGCAGCCAGCUCUCCAAUGAGUACAGUGCCUUCUACGGCAUCAGGAAAGAGCAGAAUAACAUCUUCUAUUUCCAAAACCACAACGCCAGCUCUAAAAAGCACAGUAUCCUCUACACCUUUUUCAGAGAGUAGCUUGACACCAUCCAGUUUGCAAAGGACCACCGCUUCUGCUUUAUCAAGUAGUGUGCCAUCUACCACUGCUUUAUCAAGUAGUAUGCCAUCUACCACUCCCACAACCAGUUCCGGAUUUCUUUCUACCCUGGAGCAAACAUCCACCUCUCCUCUGGAGAGAACAGAACAUACAACAAUUUCAGAAAAGAGCAGCACAAUUACUUCUGCUAGUACUGAAAGUACAGGUUCCACUUCGGAGAGGCCAGCAUAUUCCACACCUUUGCUAGAGACCACCAUGUCUGAAUCCAUCACAUCAGAAACAGCUACCUCUCCUCCAGAAAGCACGACAACUGCUGGAAAGAGUAGGAUGACAACUGCUCCCAGUACAGAAACCACAAGUUCUAUUCCAGAGAGCACAGCAGUCUCCACGGCAUUACCAGCAACCACAUUGAAUGAAUCCACCACAUCACAAACUGCCACAUCUGCCCCAGAGAGCACACAGCCCCCCAGCUCCUUCCCUGAAAGCUCUACAAUUAGUACUAGUAAAACAAAAACCACUACUCAACUUCCAAUGUCCACGGAAUACUUAACUACUUCUCCACAAACCACCACAUUGGAAACCACCACAGCAGUGACAGCCACUACUCCCCCACAGAGCACAGUGACCUCCAGCUCUAUAAAGACUACUAGGUCUUCAAAAACCAUUGCUCAACAUUCAACCACCACAGCUACUCCUCCAGAGGCCACCACCACACCUGCAUCCAUCACAUCAGAAGCAGCCAGCUCUCCAAUGAGUACAGUGCCUUCUACGGCAUCAGCAAAGAGCAGAAUAACAUCUUCUAUUUCCAAAACCACAACGCCAGCUCUAAAAAGCACAGUAUCCUCUACACAUUUUUCAGAGAGUAGCAUGACGCCAUCCAGUUUGCCAAGGACCACCGCUUCUGCUUUAUCAAGUAAUGUGCCAUCUACCACUCCCACAACCAGUUCCGGAUUUCUUUCUACCCCGGAGCAAACAUCCACCUCUCCUCUGGAGAGAACAGAACAUACAACAAUUUCAGAAAAGAGCAGCACAAUUACUUCUGCUAGUACUGAAAGUACAGGUUCCACUUCGGAGAGGCCAGCAUAUUCCACACCUUUGCUAGAGACCACCAUGUCUGAAUCCAUCACAUCAGAAACAGCUACCUCUCCUCCAGAAAGCACGACAACUGCUGGAAAGAGUAGGAUGACAACUGCUCCCAGUACAGAAACCACAAGUUCUAUUCCAGAGAGCACAGCAGUCUCCACGGCAUUACCAGCAACCACAUUGAAUGAAUCCACCACAUCACAAACUGCCACAUCUGCCCCAGAGAGCAGACAGCCCCCCAGCUCCUUCCCUGAAAGCUCUACAAUUAGUACUAGUAAAACAAAAACCACUACUCAACUUCCAAUGACCACGGAAUACUUAACUACUUCUCCACAAACCACCACAUUGGAAACCACCACAACAGUGACAGCCACUACUCCCCCACAGAGCACAGUGACCUCCAGCUCUAUAAAGACUACUAGGUCUUCAAAAACCAUUGCUCAACAUUCAACCACCACAGCUACUCCUCCAGAGGCCACCACCACACCUGCAUCCAUCACAUCAGAAGCAGCCAGCUCUCCAAUGAGUACAGUGCCUUCUACGGCAUCAGCAAAGAGCAGAAUAACAUCUUCUAUUUCCAAAACCACAACGCCAGCUCUAAAAAGCACAGUAUCCUCUACAUCUUUUUCAGAGAGUAGUAUGACACCAUCCAAUUUGCCAAGGACCACCGCUUCUGCUUUAUCAAGUAGUAUGCCAUCUACCACUCCCACAACCAGUUCCGGAUUUCUUUCUACCCCGGAGCAAACAUCCACCUCUCCUCUGGAGAGAACAGAACAUACAACAAUUUCAGAAAAGAGCAGCACAAUUACUUCUGCUAGUACUGAAAGUACAGGUUCCACAUUGGAGAGGUCAGCAUAUUCCACACCGUUGCCAGAGACCACCAUGUCUGAAUCCAUCACAUCAGAAACAGCUACUUCUCCUCCAGAAAGCACUACAACUGCUGGAAAGAGUAGGAUGACAACUGCUCCCAGUACAGAAACCACAAGUUCUAUUCCAGAGAGCACAGCAGUCUCCACAGCAUUACCAUCAACCACAUUGAAUGAAUCUACCACAUCACAAACUGCCACAUCUGCCCCAGAGAGCACACAGCCCCCCAGCUCCUUCCCUGAAAGCUCUACAAUUAAUACUAGUAAAACAAAAACCACUACUCAACUUCCAAUGACCACGGAAUACUUAACUACUUCUCCACAAACCACCACAUUGGAAACCACCACAACAGUGACAGCCACUACUCCCCCACAGAGCACAGUGACCUCCAGCUCUAUAAAGACUACUAGGUCUUCAAAAACCAUUGCUCAACAUUCAACCACCACAGCUACUCCUCCAGAGGCCACCACCACACCUGCAUCCAUCACAUCAGAAGCAGCCAGCUCUCCAAUGAGUACAGUGCCUUCUACGGCAUCAGCAAAGAGCAGAAUAACAUCUUCUAUUUCCAAAACCACAACGCCAGCUCUAAAAAGCACAGUAUCCUCUACACCUUUUUCAGAGAGUAGGAUGACGCCAUCCAGUUUGCCAAGGACCACCGCUUCUGCUUUAUCAAGUAGUGUACCAUCUACCACUUCCACAACCAGUUCCGGAUUUCUUUCUACUCCGGAGCAAACAUCCACCUCUCCUCUGGAGAGAACAGAAUAUACAACAAUUUCAGAAAAGAGCAGCACAAUUACUUCUGCUAGUACUGAAAGUACAGGUUCCACUUCGGAGAGGCCAGCAUAUUCCACACCUUUGCUAGAGACCACCAUGUCUGAAUCCAUCACAUCAGAAACAGCUACCUCUCCUCCAGAAAGCACGACAACUGCUGGAAAGAGUAGGAUGACAACUGCUCCCAGUACAGAAACCACAAGUUCUAUUCCAGAGAGCACAGCAGUCUCCACGGCAUUACCAGCAGCCACAUUGAAUGAAUCCACCACAUCACAAACUGCCACAUCUGCCCCAGAGAGCAGACAGCCCCCCAGCUCCUUCCCUGAAAGCUCUACAAUUAGUACUAGUAAAACAAAAACCACUACUCAACUUCCAAUGUCCACGGACUACUUAACUACUUCUCCACAAACCACCACAUUGGAAACCACCACAGCAGUGACAGCCACUACUCCCCCACAGAGCACAGUGACCUCCAGCUCUAUAAAGACUACUAGGUAUUCAAAAACCAUUGCUCAACAUUCAACCACCACAGCUACUCCUCCAGAGGCCACCACCACACCUGCAUCCAUCACAUCAGAAGAAGCCAGCUCUCCAAUGAGUACAGUGCCUUCUACGGCAUCAGCAAAGAGCAGAAUAACAUCUUCUAUUUCCAAAACCACAACGCCAGCUCUAAAAAGCACAGUAUCCUCUACACCUUUUUCAGAGAGUAGAAUGACGCCAUCCAGUUUGCCAAGGACCACCGCUUCUGCUUUAUCAAGUAGUGUACCAUCUACCACUUCCACAACCAGUUCCGGAUUUCUUUGUACUCCGGAGCAAACAUCCACCUCUCCUCUGGAGAGAACAGAAUAUACAACAAUUUCAGAAAAGAGCAGCACAAUUACUUCUGCUAGUACUGAAAGUACAGGUUCCACUUCGGAGAGGCCAGCAUAUUCCACACGUUUGCUAGAGACCACCAUGUCUGAAUCCAUCACAUCAAAAACAGCUACCUCUCCUCCAGAAAGCAUGAGAACUGCUGGAAAGAGUAGCAUGACAACUGCUCCCAGUACAGAAACCACUAUUCCAGAGAGCACAGCAGUCUCCACAGCAUUACCAGCAACCACAUUGAAUGAAUCCACCACAUCACAAACUGCCACAUCUGCCCCAGAGAGCACACAGCCCCCCAGCUCCUUCCCUGAAAGCUCUACAAUUACUUCUAGUAAAACAAAAACCACUACUCAACUGCCAAUGACCACGGAAUACUUAACUACUUCUUCACAAACCACCACAUUGGAAACCACCACAGCAGUGACAGCCACUACUCCCCCACAGAGCACAGUGACCUCCAGCUCUAUAAAGACUACUAGGUCUUCAAAAACCAUUGCUCAACAUUCAACCACCACAGCUACUCCUCCAGAGGCCACCACCACACCUGCAUCCAUCACAUCAGAAGCAGCCAGCUCUCCAAUGAGUACAGUGCCUUCUACGGCAUCAGCAAAGAGCAGAAUAACAUCUUCUAUUUCCAAAACCACAUCGCCAGCUCUAAAAAGCACAGUAUCCUUUACACCUUUUUCAGAGAGUAGGAUGACGCCAUCCAGUUUGCCAAGGACCACUGCUUCUACUUUAUCAAGUAGUGUACCAUCUACCACUCCCACAACCAGUUCCGGAUUUCUUUCUACCCCGGAGCAAACAUCCACCUCUCCUCUGGAGCAAACAGAACAUACAACAAUUUCAGAAAAGAGCAGCACAAUUACUUCUGCUAGUACUGAAAGUACAGGUUCCACUUCGGAGAGGCCAGCAUAUUCCAUACCUUUGCUAGAGACCACCAUGUCUGAAUCCAUCACAUCAGAAACAGCUACCUCUCCUCCAGAAAGUACUACAACUGCUGGAAAGAGUAGGAUGACAACUGCUCCCAGUACAGAAACCACAAGUUCUAUUCCAGAGAGCACAGCAGUCUCCACAGCAUUACCAGCAACCACAUUGAAUGAAUCCACCACAUCCCAAACUGCCACAUCUGCCCCAGAGAACACACAGCCCCCCAGCUCCUUCCCUGAAAGCUCUACAAUUAGUACUAGUAAAACAAAAACCACUACUCAACUUCCAAUGGCCACGGAAUACUUAACUACUUCUCCACAAACCACCACAUUGGAAACCACCACAGCAGUGACAGCCACUACUCCCCCACAGAGCACAGUGACCUCCAGCUCUAUAAAGACUACUAGGUCUUCAAAAACCAUUGCUCAACAUUCAACCACCACAGCUACUCCUCCAGAGGCCACCACCACACCUGCAUCCAUCACAUCAGAAGCAGCCAGCUCUCCAAUGAGUACAGUGCCUUCUACGGCAUCAGCAAAGAGCAGAAUAACAUCUUCUAUUUCCAAAACCACAACGCCAGCUCUAAAAAGCACAGUAUCCUCUACACCUUUUUCAGAGAGUGGCAUGACGCCAUCCAGUUUGCCAAGGACCACCGCUUCUGCUUUAUCAAGUAAUGUGCCAUCUACCACUCCCACAACCAGUUCCGGAUUUCUUUCUACCCCGGAGCAAACAUCCACCUCUCCUCUGGAGAGAACAGAACAUACAACAAUUUCAGAAAAGAGCAGCACAAUUACUUCUGCUAGUACUAAAAGUACAGGUUCCACUUCGGAGAGGCCAGCAUAUUCCACACCUUUGCUAGAGACCACCAUGUCUGAAUCCAUCACAUCAAAAACAGCUACCUCUCCUCCAGAAAGCAUGAGAACUGCUGGAAAGAGUAGCAUGACAACUGCUCCCAGUACAGAAACCACUAUUCCAGAGAGCACAGCAGUCUCCACAGCAUUACCAGCAACCACAUUGAAUGAAUCCACUACAUCACAAACUACCACAUCUGCCCCAGAGAGCACACAACCCCCCAGCCCCUUCCCUGAAAGCUCUACAAUUAGUACUAGUAAAACAAAAACCACUACUCAACUUCCAAUGGCCACGGAAUACUUAACUACUUCUCCACAAACCACCACAUUGGAAACCACCACAACAGUGACAGCCACUACUCCCCCACAGAGCACAGUGACCUCUAGCUCUAUAAAGACUACUAGGUCUUCAAAAACCAUUGCUCAACAUUCAACCACCACAGCUACUCCUCCAGAGGCCACCACCACACCUGCAUCCAUCACAUCAGAAGCAGCCAGCUCUCCAAUGAGUACAGUGCCUUCUACGGCAUCAGCAAAGAGCAGAAUAACAUCUUCUAUUUCCAAAACCACAAUGCCAGCUCUAAAAAGCACAAUAUCCUCUACACCUUUUUCAGAGAGUAGCAUGACACCAUCCAAUUUGCCAAGGACCACUGCUUCUGCUUUAUCAAGUAGUGUACCAUCUACCACUCCCACAACCAGUUCCGGAUUUCUUUCUACCCCUGAGCAAACAUCCUUCUCUCCUCUGGAGAGAACAGAACAUACAACAAUUUCAGAAAAGAGCAGCCCAAUUACUUCUGCUAGGAGUGAAAAUACAGGUUCCACUUCGGAGAGGCCAGCAUAUUCCACACCUUUGCCAGAGACCACCAUGUCUGAAUCCAUCACAUCAGAAACAGCUACCUCUCCUCCAGAAAGCACUACAACUGCUGGAAAGAGUAGCAUGACAAUUGCUCUCAGUACAGAAACCACAAGUUCUAUUCCAGAGAGCACAUCAUUCUCCACAGCAUUACCAGCAACCACAUUGAAUGAAUCCACCACAUCACAAACUGCCACAUCUGCCCCAGAGAGCACACAGCCCCCCAGCUCCUUCCCUGAAAGCUCUACAAUUAGUACUAGUAAAACAAAAACCACUACUCAACUUCCAAUGACCACGGAAUACUUAACUACUUCUCCACAAACCACCACAUUGGAAACCACCACAACAGUGACAGCCACUACUCCCCCACAGAGCACAGUGACCUCCAACUCUAUAAAGACGACUAGGUCUUCAAAAACCAUUGCUCAACAUUCAAUCACCACAGCUACUCCUCCAGAGGCCACCACCACACCUGCAUCCAUCACAUCAGAAGAAGCCAGCUCUCCAAUGAGUACAGUGCCUUCUACGGCAUCAGCAAAGAGCAGAAUAACAUCUUCUAUUUCCAAAACCACAACGCCAGCUCUAAAAAGCACAGUAUCCUCUACACCUUUUUCAGAGAGUAGGAUGACGCCAUCCAGUUUGCCAAGGACCACCGCUUCUGCUUUAUCAAGUAGUGUACCAUCUACCACUUCCACAACCAGUUCCGGAUUUCUUUCUACUCCGGAGCAAACAUCCACCUCUCCUCUGGAGAGAACAGAAUAUACAACAAUUUCAGAAAAGAGCAGCACAAUUACUUCUGCUAGGACUGAAAGUACAGGUUCCACUUCGGAGAGGCCAGCAUAUUCCACACGUUUGCUAGAGACCACCAUGUCUGAAUCCAUCACAUCAAAAACAGCUACCUCUCCUCCAGAAAGCAUGAGAACUGCUGGAAAGAGUAGCAUGACAACUGCUCCCAGUACAGAAACCACUAUUCCAGAGAGCACAGCAGUCUCCACAGCAUUACCAGCAACCACAUUGAAUGAAUCCACCACAUCACAAACUGCCACAUCUGCCCCAGAGAGCACACAGCCCCCCAGCUCCUUCCCUGAAAGCUCUACAAUUACUUCUAGUAAAACAAAAACCACUACUCAACUACCAAUGACCACGGAAUACUUAACUACUUCUCCACAAACCACCACAUUGGAAACCACCACAACAGUGACAGCCACUACUCCCCCACAGAGCACAGUGACCUCCAACUCUAUAAAGACGACUAGGUCUUCAAAAACCAUUGCUCAACAUUCAACCACCACAGCUACUCCUCCAGAGGCCACCACCACACCUGCAUCCAUCACAUCAGAAGCAGCCAGCUCUCCAAUGAGUACAGUGCCUUCUACGGCAUCAGCAAAGAGCAGAAUAACAUCUUCUAUUUCCAAAACCACAUCGCCAGCUCUAAAAAGCACAGUAUCCUUUACACCUUUUUCAGAGAGUAGGAUGACGCCAUCCAGUUUGCCAAGGACCACCGCUUCUGCUUUAUCAAGUAGUGUACCAUCUACCACUCCCACAACCAGUUCCGGAUUUCUUUCUACCCUGGAGCAAACAUCCACCUCUCCUCUGGAGGAAACAGAACAUACAACAAUUUCAGAAAAGAGCAGCACAAUUACUUCUGCUAGUACUGAAAGUACAGGUUCCACUUCGGAGAGGCCAGCAUAUUCCAUACCUUUGCUAGAGACCACCAUGUCUGAAUCCAUCACAUCAGAAACAGCUACUUCUCCUCCAGAAAGCACUACAACUGCUGGAAAGAGUAGGAUGACAACUGCUCCUAGUAGAGAAACCACUAUUCCAGAGAGCACGGCAGUCUCCACAGCAUUACCAGCAACCACAUUGAAUGAAUCCACCACAUCACAAACUGCCACAUCUGCUCCAGAGAGCACACAGCCCCCCAGCUCCUUCCCUGAAAGCUCUACAAUUAGUACUAGUAAAAGAAAAACCACUACUCAACUUCCAAUGUCCACGGAAUACUUAACUACUUCUCCACAAACCACCACAUUGGAAACCACCACAGCAGUGACAGCCACUACUCCCCCACAGAGCACAGUGACCUCUAGCUCUAUAAAGACUACUAGGUCUUCAAAAACCAUUGCUCAACAUUCAACCACCACAGCUACUCCUCCAGAGGCCACCACCACACCUGCAUCCAUCACAUCAGAAGCAGCCAGCUCUCCAAUGAGUACAGUGCCUUCUACGGCAUCAGCAAAGAGCAGAAUAACAUCUUCUAUUUCCAAAACCACAAUGCCAGCUCUAAAAAGCACAAUAUCCUCUACACCUUUUUCAGAGAGUAGCAUGACACCAUCCAAUUUGCCAAGGACCACUGCUUCUGCUUUAUCAAGUAGUGUACCAUCUACCACUCCCACAACCAGUUCCGGAUUUCUUUCUACCCCUGAGCAAACAUCCUUCUCUCCUCUGGAGAGAACAGAACAUACAACAAUUUCAGAAAAGAGCAGCCCAAUUACUUCUGCUAGGAGUGAAAAUACAGGUUCCACUUCGGAGAGGCCAGCAUAUUCCACACCUUUGCCAGAGACCACCAUGUCUGAAUCCAUCACAUCAGAAACAGCUACCUCUCCUCCAGAAAGCACUACAACUGCUGGAAAGAGUAGCAUGACAAUUGCUCUCAGUACAGAAACCACAAGUUCUAUUCCAGAGAGCACAUCAUUCUCCACAGCAUUACCAGCAACCACAUUGAAUGAAUCCACCACAUCACAAACUGCCACAUCUGCCCCAGAGAGCACACAGCCCCCCAGCUCCUUCCCUGAAAGCUCUACAAUUAGUACUAGUAAAACAAAAACCACUACUCAACUUCCAAUGACCACGGAAUACUUAACUACUUCUCCACAAACCACCACAUUGGAAACCACUGCAACAGUGACAGCCACUACUCCCCCACAGAGCACAGUGACCUCCGGCUCUAUAAAGACUACGAGGUCUUCAAAAACCAUUGCUCAACAUUCAACUACCACAGCUACUCCUCCAGAGGCCACCACCACACCUGCAUCCAUCACAUCAGAAGCAGCCAGCUCUCUAAUGAGUACAGUGCCUUUUACGGCAUCAGCAAAGAGCAGAACAACAUCUUCUAUUUCCAAAACUUCAACGCCAGCUCUAAAGAGCACAGUAUCCUCCACAUCUUUUUCAGAGAGUAGCAUGACGCCACCCAGUUUUCCAAGGACCACCGCUUCUGCUUUAUCAAGCAGUGUGCCAUCUACUACUCCCACAACUUUAGUUUCUUCAGUGUCACACCAAACAGAAUCUGUUAGUCCCUAUGAGUCAGUGAUGACAAGCUUGGGCACUUUCAAGACUUCUACACCUCCCACAAAAAUAAUAUCAACUGCUACUUCAGGGACAAGGAGAGCAGGCACUUAUACCACCACCACCACCUCCUUUCCUGAAGGAAACCUCUUUACGAGUGAAGCCAAUAUUGCAUCCACAUUUAUUAGCACAACACCAAUUGAAACUGUUUCUCCCACUUCCAAACCUCCAGUGGCAACUGAAUGCUUUACGGUCAACUUCAUUGCAACUAAUUUGAUCUAUAGACCACAGAUGGAGAAUCCCAAGUCAAAGCUCUUCAGCUCAACGCAAGGAGUUUUCGGUAACUUGUUGGGAAAGAUAUUGAACACCAGCAAGAUUGGUCCUGAUUUCAUCAGCUGUAGCUUAUCAACAUUAAAAUCUGUGAAUCAGGGCAAGAACACCGGAGUAGACAGUAUCUGCUGCUACCGUAAAACCACCACAGCCCCCCCUUUUGAUCGAGUGAACAUAUAUCGCAAAUUCAUAAAUGAGACCAAUGGUUUCACUAGGAUGGAGACAUACAGCCUGGACCCAAACAGCCUUUUUGUUAAUGAUUAUCAUGAAGCAUCACCUGCGACCACUGUUUCUCCCACUUCCAAACCUCCAGUGGCAACUGAAUGCUUUACGGUCAACUUCAUUGCAACUAAUUUGAUCUAUAGGCCACAGAUGGAUAAUCCGAAGUCAAAGCUCUUCAGUUCAACGCAAGGAGUCUUCGGUAACUUGUUGGGACAGAUUUUGAACACCAGCAAGAUUGGUCCUGAUUUCAUCAACUGUAGUUUAUCAACAUUAAGAUCUGAAAAUCAGGGAGAGAACACUGGAGUAAACAGUGUCUGCUGCUACCGUAAAAUCACCACCGCCCCUCCUUUUGAUCGAGUGAACAUAUAUCACAAAUUCAUAAAUGAGACCAACGGUUUCACCAAGAUGGAGACAUACAGCCUGGACCCAAACAGCCUUUUUGUUAAUGAUUAUCAUGAAGCAUCACCUGCGACCACUGUUUCUCCCACUUCCAAACCUCCAGUGGCAACUGAAUGCUUUACGGUCAACUUCAUUGCAACAAAUUUGAUCUAUAGGCCACAGAUGGAUAAUCCGAAAUCAAAGCUCUUCAGCUCAACGCAAGGAGUUUUCGGUAACUUGUUGGGACAAAUUUUGAACACCAGCAAGAUUGGUCCUGAUUUCAUCAACUGUAGCUUAUCAACAUUAAGAUCUGUGAAUCAGGGCAAGAACACCGGAGUAGACAGUGUCUGCUGCUACCGUAAAACCACCAUAGCCCCCCCUUUUGAUCGAGUGAACAUAUAUCACAAAUUCAUAAAUGAGACCAACGGUUUCACCAGGAUGGAGACAUACAGCCUGGACCCAAACAGCCUUUUUGUUAAUGAUUAUCAUGAAGCAUCACCUGUGACCACUGUUUCUCCCACUUCCAUACCUUCAGUGACAACCGAAUGCUUUACGGUCAACUUCAUUGCAACUAAUUUGAUCUAUAGGCCACAGAUGGAUAAUCCAAAGUCAAAGUUCUUCAGCUCAACGCAAGGAAUCUUCAGUAACUUGUUGGGACAAAUUUUGAACACCAGCAAGAUUGGUCCUGAUUUCAUCAACUGUAGCUUAUCAACAUUAAGAUCUCUGAAUCAGGGAGAGAACACCGGAGUAGACAGUGUCUGCUGCUACCGUAAAACCUCAACAGCCCCCCCUUUUGAUCGAGUGAACAUAUAUCGCAAAUUCAUAAAUGAGACCAAUGGUUUCACCAAGAUGGAGAUGUACAGCCUGGACCCAAACAGCCUUUUUGUUAAUGAUUAUCAUGAAGCACCACCUGCGACCACUGUUUCUCCCACUUCCAAACCUCCAGUGGCAACUGAAUGCUUUACGGUCAACUUCAUUGCAACUAAUUUGAUCUAUAGGCCACAGAUGGAUAAUCCCACAUCAAGGAUUUUCAGCUCAACACAACGAUUCUUGGUUAAUUUGCUGGGACAAAUAUUGAACACCAGCAAGAUUGGUCCUGACUUGAUCAACUGUAGUUUAUCAACAUUAAGAUCUGAGAAUCAGGGAGAGAACACUGGAGUAGACAGUGUCUGCUGCUACCGUAAAACCACCACAGCCCCCCCUUUUGAUCGAGUGAAUAUAUAUCGCAAAUUCAUAAAUGAGACCAAUGGUUUCACCAAGAUGGAGAGGUACAGCUUGGACCCAAACAGCCUUUUUGUUAAUGAUUAUCAUGAAGCACCACCUGCGACCACUGUUUCUCCCACUUCCAAACCUCCAGUGGCAACUGAAUGCUUUACGGUCAACUUCAUUGCAACUAAUUUGAUCUAUAGGCCACAGAUGGAUAAUCCCACAUCAAGGAUUUUCAGCUCAACACAACGAUUCUUGGUUAAUUUGCUGGGACAAAUAUUGAACACCAGCAAGAUUGGUCCUGACUUGAUCAACUGUAGUUUAUCAACAUUAAGAUCUGUGAAUCAGGGAGAGAACACCGGAGUAGACAGUGUCUGCUGCUACCGUAAAACCACCAUAGCCCCCCCUUUUGAUCGAGUGAACAUAUAUCGCAAAUUCAUAAAUGAGACCAACGGUUUCACCAAGAUGGAGAGAUACAGCCUGGAUCCAAACAGCCUUUUUGUUAAUGAUUAUCAUGAAGCAUCAACUCCGACCACUCUUUCUCCCACUUCCAGACCUCCAGUGGCAGCUGAAUGCUUUACAGUCAACUUCAUUGCAACCAAUUUGAUCUAUAGGCCACAGAUGGCUAAUCCCACAUCAAGGAUCUUCAGCUCAACACAACGAUUCUUGGUUAAUUUGUUUGGACAAAUAUUGAACACCAGCAAGAUUGGUCUUGAUUUAAUCAACUGUAGUUUAACCACAUUAAGACCUGUGAAUGAGGGCAAGAACACCGGAGUAGACAGUGUCUGCUGUUCCCGUAAAACCACCACAGCUCCCCCUUUUGAUCGAGUGAACAUAUAUCGCAAAUUCAUAAAAGAGACCAACGGUUUCACCAAGAUGGAGACAUACAGCCUGGAUCCAAACAGCCUUUUUGUUAAUGAUUAUCAUGAAGCAGCACCUCCAACCACUGUUUCUCCCACUUCCAAACCUCCAGUGACAACCGAAUGCUUUACGGUCAACCUCACUAUCAAGAAUUUGAUGUAUAGGCCACCGAUGGGUAAUCCCAAGUCAAGACUCUUCAGCUCAACACAAGGAGUGCUUCGUAAAUUGUUGGGACAGAUAUUGAACACCAGCAAGGUUGGUCCUGAUUUGAUCAACUGUACUUUAUCAACAUUAAGAUCUGUGAAUCAGGGCAAGUACACUGGAGCAGACAGUGUCUGCUGCUACCGUAAAACCACAACAGCCCCCCCUUUUGAUCGAGUGAACAUAUAUCGCAAAUUCAUAAAUGAGACCAAUGGUUUCACCAAGAUGGAGAGGUACAGCCUGGAUUCAAACAGCCUUUUUGUUAAUGAUUAUCAUGAGGCAUCACCUCCUACCACUCUUUCUCCGACUUCCAGACCUCCAGUGGCAACUGAAUGCUUUACAGUCAACUUCAUUGCAACCAAUUUGAUCUAUAGGCCACAGAUGGCUAAUCCCACAUCAAGGAUUUUCAGCUCAACACAACGAUUCUUGGUUAAUUUGCUGGGAGAUAUAUUGAAAAACAGUGACAUUGGUCGUGAUUUGAUCAACUGCCGUUUAUCAACAUUAAGAUCUGUAAAUCAGAGAAAGUAUACUGGAGUAGACAGUGUGUGCUGCUAUCGUAAAGCCGCUGCAGCCCCCCCUUUCGAUCCAAUCAAUAUAUAUCAGAAAUUCAUAAAUGAGACCAACCAUUUCACCAAGAUGGGGAGGUACAACCUGGAUCCAAACAGCCUUUUUGUUAAUGGAUAUUCACCAUCUACAACUGAUUCAGCUCCAGGUCUAGUAGGCUAUAAGCUUGGUUUCAAAAUUAUUAACAAGAACUUGACCAAUACAAAUCCAUUAUCACCAGAAUAUAAGCAAUUGAUCGGUUCCAUCAGUAAUGAGUUGAAUCAACUCUUCCACCAGAGUUCCAUCAACGAUGGAUUCAAAAUUUGUGCUGUAACUAAAUUAAGGAUCGGUUCCAUCAUAGUUGAUUGCAGGUGUUACUUCCAUCCCGCAAGGAAUAUCAGCAAAGACACCAUCAAAGAUGUCUUUCAACAAGAGACCCAGAAUGCCACCUCUCAGUGGCUGGGUAGCAGGUUCCAAAUCAUGGGCUUCACCGUGGAAGUUCUUGAAACAAAUACUGAAGCAGUAAACGAUAAGCCUCCACACAUGCUAAAGCUAAAGAACUUCACUGUAAAUUUCACCAUUAUCAACUUGCCAUACAAGGACAUGAAGAAUCCAAAGUCAGAUGUUUAUCAGAAAACCAAAGAGAGCAUCAAGGAUGAGCUCAACCAUCUGUAUCAACGCAGUGAUCUAAGCAAGAAUUUUCUAGGCUGUUCUGUGAAAAACCUGAGACCCACUAGCCAUGAAACUCAAACCGGUGUCAAUUCUAUCUGCACGUUUGCAAUGGAGUUUGGUUCAAAGACUUUUGACAAAGACCUUGUGCAUGAUAUAUUUAAAAACCUGACUCAGAAUGCUUCCCUAAUGGGGAAAUACAGCCUGGACAAUGACAGCAUAAAUAUUAAUGCAUAUCCUUCAGCCAUGGCAACAAAACCAUCCAAACAAGAGCUUCCUUAUUGGACCAUCAUUCUCAUAUGCUUCUCCGUCUUACUGAGUUCUAUCUUUUUAUUUCUUCUAUGUGUCAUGACUGCUGUCUGGGUGAAGAAGAGAGCAGGCAAGUAUCAGAUCCAAAGGAACAUGUUUGGCCUUUAUUUCCCACACAUGGACAUGCAAAAAUCAUAGUGAUGUGGACUUUGGAAACUUGACUUCUUCCCUGCAAGAAGACCCUUUUUGCAGAGUUCCAUUUUGCACAUAUUAUGCAGAAACAUAUGUUUACUAUAGCUGGAAUGAAUUUCUUGAUGAAGAAGAGAUACUACAUAUUCUGUGGAAGAAUGCCAGAUUUAGAGAGUGAUGGGGUGCCCUGUCAUAUUUAUUUAUUAUGUGUUGUGAAACUUGGAAUAUCUUUUUAAAUAUCUAUAAAAACUGUAGAGUAGAUUAUUUAAGUUCAAAAAAGAGAGAUUCUGCCUGGAGCAUGGAUCAGUAUUAAACAAGUUGCAUCCUUUUGAGAAUGCAAAGCAUCAGUGAACUCUAUUGCACAUUAAAAAUGUAAAAAAAAGAAAAUAUAUAUUCUUUUGUUCAAUCAGUAAACAUUUCACUUGUUUUUGUUUUUGAAGCAGGAAAUUUUUUCUUCAAAGACAAUUAAGUUGUUGAAAUGGAAGACUUACAGUAUUUUUAUUUGAGCUGCAAUUAUAUUAUAUUGUACUGCACUGUACUGUAGUAUCUGUUUUCAAAAUAAUGUAUCUUGGGUAGAGAUGAUUUUCAAUCCUUUUUUUAAAUAUUUCAAAUGUUCCUGAUUUCUUACAAAUCAAUAAACAUGAGCAAGAAAAUAAAAAUGAAACCUAAACUUCUA